AUGGCUGCUAGAUUCAUUUGCUUAGGGUUCUUAUCCCUAUAUAACGAUCUAGUGGGAGCAUAUGCUGUACAAACACGAAAUUACGAUACAUCAUUUACCGGUCGUGAACGCGUGAGUCUCAAUACAGACUGGCGGUUCUGGCGAUCCGAGAAGAACCCGGAUGGGAUCACCUACGACAACCGCACCGAUACGCCUCAAGGGAAUGUCACAUACUUGAGACCAUGGAUUCUCCCAGGCGCCAACGAAUUCAUACAAGAUGUGUCGAAGCACUUUGAAGCCCCGACGACCCGCCCUAUCGUCAACAUUCCGUACAUACAAACCUCCUUCGACGACAGUUCUUGGGAGGAUGUUACGUUGCCGCAUGAUUGGGCAAUCAAAGGGCCCUACUACAUCGGAGACCCAACUCCUAUCACAGGUGGGAUGGCAAGGCUACCGUCGCAAGGAGUAGGGUAUUACCGAAAGAAGCUAUCAAUUUCUAAUGAAGAUGCGGGAAAGGUGAUCUACCUUGACGUCGAUGGUGCAAUGUCUUACGCUAUGGUUUGGCUCAAUGGUAAUUUGGUGGGCGGUUGGCCAUAUGGUUACAACUCAUUUCGUCUUGAUCUUACGCCUCACUUGCAGCCAGGCAACGAGAAUCAGUUGGUGGUCCGGCUCGACAAUCCCAUAGACUCUUCGAGAUGGUAUCCAGGUGCUGGUCUUUACCGAAAUGUCUGGUUGACUAAGGUCCAGCCGAUUCACGUUGCCAAUUGGGGGGCCCAUGUUUCGACACGAGAUGUAAGUGCAGAAGUUGCGACUGUCGACAUCUCAGUCCAUGUGGAAGCCAAAAACAAUGCGAGUCAAGAGGUUGAAGUUGCUACCGACAUAUAUAUCUACGAUGCAGAGGUGAAGAAGAUGGGAGAAAAGGUGGCGGAGUUUCCUAGGACAAGUCUAAUACUGUUCGGAAGCAAACAAUCCGCGAACGCUACAGUUGCAAUUGAGGACCCUCAACUGUGGGGACCUCCGCCAAACCAAAAGCCGAAUAUGUACGUCGCUGUUACCAGCCUGUUGAGCCACAACAGUAGUAUUCCAGUCGACACGUACGAGACACACUUCGGCAUCCGAUCGUUUACCUACAGUGGUGAAGAAGGGCUUUCCGUUAACGGAGAACGCCUACGAAUCCAAGGCGUAGACCAACACUGCCAUGACCUUGGAGCUCUCGGGAGCGCGUGGAACGAUCGUGCAGCUAAACGCCAAUUGGAGGCUCUGCGAGAACUCGGAGUAAAUGCUAUCCGUAUGGCGCAUAAUCCACCGGCAACAGAGCUACUCGAUAUGACGGACCGCAUGGGCUUUGUAGUCAUGGACGAAAUCUUCGAUAGUUGGGAACAAAAGAAGACAGACAAUGAUUUCCACCUUAUUUUUCCCGAGUGGCACGAAGCUGAUCUUCGGUCCUUUAUCCGAAGGGAUCGUAACCACCCUUCCAUUUAUUCUUGGAGCGUAGGCAACGAAGUCGGCGAGCAAACAUGCUGCGGAGACCGAGGCUACGAGAUAGGUCGCCUACUGAACGACAUUGUCAAAUCUGAAGACCCUACCCGACCCGUCACAGCAUCCAUGAACGUAGCGAAACCAAACAUGACCUUCCCUGAGGCCUUCGACAUCCUGAGCUUGAACUACCAAGGAGAAGGUAUCCGCGAUACACCUCAGUACUCUUUCACAAACGGCACACGGACCCCACCGCAGUACAAACCCUUCCACGAUGCCUUUCCGGAAAAACUGAUAGCAGAAAGCGAAUCUGCGGCUGCACUAAGCUCUCGAGGUACCUAUCUCUUUCCCGUCACAGACCUCAAUAGCGCCCCCGUGAACGACACAAAUGGCGGCGGAAACUCGUCUCUCUACUAUGUUUCCGCCUACGAGCUUCAUACUGCAAACUUUGGUUCCUCGGCAGACAAGGUAUUUGCCGCACAAGACGCGAAUCCCUUUGUCGCCGGCGAAUUCGUAUGGUCAGGCUGGGACUACCUAGGCGAGCCGGAGCCGUACUACGACGCUCGCAGUUCCUAUUUUGGUGUUAUUGACCUUGCUGGAUUUCCAAAGGAUCGGUAUUAUCUGUAUCAGGCAAGGUGGCGACCAGAUGUUAAAAUCGCACAUAUAGUACCGCAGCAUUGGAAUUGGGCUGAGAGAGUGGGCACGGUGACGCCUGUGCAUGUGUUUACAAAUGCUGAGGAGGCUGAGCUAUGGGUGAAUGGUGUGUCUCAAGGGAGGAAAAGCCUCAGUGCGUCCGAGUAUAGGGCUAGGUGGGAUGAUGUUGUGUUUCAGCCUGGUGAGGUCAAAGUGGUAACGUACAAGGGUGGCGAGGAAUGGGCGACGGAAAGUGUCAGCACAACUGGGCCACCGGCCGCAUUAAGGCUUACGGUUGAUCGAGAUGAGAUUUCGGCUGACGGGCUGGACCUUUCUUUCGUUACGUUGGAAGUGGUGGAUGGUGAAGGGAAUGUUGUGCGCAAUGCUCACCACACAAUUGACUUCGCAAUCGAAGGGCCGGGAGAGAUUGCUGCUACGGACAAUGGGUUCCAAGCAGAUUUUAUUCCGUUCCAGUCUCUGCAGAGAGAUUCAUUCAACGGACUAGCAUUGGCUAUCGUGAAGGCGAGGAAGGGAAAACCAGGUUCUCUGACAAUCACGGCUAUGGCAGAGGGUCUAGAGGUGGGAACUGUCACCAUCACCACAAAAGACUAG
Messenger RNA from Alternaria burnsii, 2700 nucleotides. Its product is annotated as glycoside hydrolase. NCBI's taxonomy places the organism in Eukaryota, Fungi, Ascomycota, Dothideomycetes, Pleosporales, Pleosporaceae. Gene Ontology annotation, molecular function: hydrolase activity, hydrolyzing O-glycosyl compounds. The transcript has a single exon. Gene Ontology annotation, biological process: carbohydrate metabolic process. The coding region runs from base 1 to 2700 and encodes 899 amino acids. The record is from RefSeq and is a predicted model, not a curated record.